AUGCAACCACACACCCUCCCUCACGACACCACGACAGCGCUCCCUGUACCAAUGGUGUAUUAUAAGCGUAAGGGCGGGCCUGGGGGAGGUGGGCAAGGAGAAGCAGCGGGAUGUGCGAAUGAGGGAGAGGCUGAGUCUGAGGCUGCGAGAAAGAGGAGGGUGAAGACGAACGGGGAGGGUGGGAAAGGGCUUAUGCGACAUGCAGAGGUCGACGACGACCACAACGAUGACGACAGCGCCGAUGAAGAUAGGAACAUGAGUAAGACUACCACUCACGUCCUACAUCCCUCAGAAACCUCAAGCCACACGCUCGACUGCAGUUCAUCGAGCAGCCACACCUUGGGACACAGUGAGGCAAGUACACCAACCACCCGCACCCUAGACCGUAGCUCGAGGCAAGGUAGUGAGGCUAGUACUCACACGCUGGGUCGAUCGGAUACCUCAAGCAACACCCUACACCACUCAGAUACCUCUAGUCAUACACUCGGUCGAAGCGAUAACGACGACAACCCCCCUUCUUCCUCAGACUCAGAACCAGACUCAGACUCCGACGAUGAAAACGACAUGUUCAAAAGCAGUUACCAAAUAGGUUGUACAAAGUAG
Molecule: messenger RNA, 603 nt
Organism: Pyrenophora tritici-repentis Pt-1C-BFP
Lineage: Eukaryota; Fungi; Ascomycota; Dothideomycetes; Pleosporales; Pleosporaceae
Source: RefSeq, a predicted model, not a curated record